AUGAAAACCGUUACACUUGUUUUUGCUAUCAUUCUCUUAUCAAGCUGUGUCACAUCUCAAUUUCUUGAGCCAACAGAUUAUGAAGACCUCCAGUGGUGGAAUUCCCCUGACAUGCCACUCUCGAAUACCAAGGGCCAUCACUUCCGUCCAUCAUCGGAAUUGGCCAUAUGCUUUUAUGAUCACAAGAAGGUAACAAAAUGUCUCACUCAGGCAUUCAAAAGCAAACCCACCAUUGGUUCCGAAUCUUGUAAUUGUUGCGCCGCGAUUAAAACCUUAAAUGAAGAUUGUGAGAAGACUGCGUUUGGAUCAUUCCGCAAUCCUUUUUUCAACUACUAUGUUAAGAAACAUUGCUAUACCCAAGGUGGUUCUACUCCAGCGGCUCCCUCUCCGGCUUAG
This is a messenger RNA of Arabis nemorensis, 396 nucleotides long. Lineage: Eukaryota; Viridiplantae; Streptophyta; Magnoliopsida; Brassicales; Brassicaceae. The record is from the annotation of a GenBank genome assembly.